GGAAGGAGGCGGGGUCGCUUCCUGCGAAGCGUCGCCCGGCAUCGGGAGGCCAUGGGCCCGAUGGUUUCAGACAGAAAACAGACAGAAGGAGAAAAGCAGGCAGAAGACAACAAUAGCCCCGAAUGCAGCGAGCCAGGAACCAUGGAUCUGAAAUUCACUUCAUCAAGAAAAUACAUUUCCAUCAGUGUACCCUCCAAAUCUCAAGCUAUGUCUCCACAUAUCAAAUCAGUAGAUGAUGUUGUAGUUCUUGGCAUGAAUCUCAGCAAAUUUAGCAAACCUACUCAAUUUUUUAUCUGUGUUUCUGGAGUUUUUAUGUUUUAUCUAAUCUAUGGAUAUUUACAGGAAUUGAUAUUUUCAGUGGAAGGUUUUAAACCUUUUGGUUGGUACCUCACUUUAGUGCAAUUUGGAUUUUAUUCCAUUUUUGGACUAAUAGAAUUGCAGUUGAUUCAGGACAAAAGAAGAAGAAUUCCUGGCAAAACCUACAUGAUAAUAGCAUUUUUGACAGUGGGAACUAUGGGUUUGUCAAAUACCUCUUUAGGAUAUCUGAAUUACCCUACUCAAGUCAUCUUCAAGUGCUGUAAACUGAUUCCAGUUAUGAUAGGUGGGGUUUUUAUACAAGGAAAACGUUACAAUAUUGUAGAUGUGUCUGCUGCCUUGUGUAUGAGCCUUGGAUUAAUAUGGUUUACUUUAGCUGACAGCACAGUUGCACCAAACUUCAACUUGACAGGUGUGAUCCUAAUAUCCCUUGCCCUCUGCGCAGAUGCAGUUAUAGGAAAUGUACAGGAAAAAGCUAUGAAGUUGCACAAUGGUUCUAAUUCAGAAAUGGUUUUGUAUUCCUAUUCAAUAGGUUUUGUGUAUAUUUUAUUUGGAUUAACAUGCACUAGUGGAUUAAGCCCUGCAGUAACAUUUUGCUCAAAGCAUCCAGUUCAGACUUAUGGUUAUGCAUUCCUUUUCUCCCUGACUGGGUAUUUUGGCAUAUCCUUUGUUCUAGCUUUGAUUAAAAUCUUUGGUGCCCUUAUCGCUGUAACAGUAACAACAGGAAGAAAAGCAAUGUCCAUCGUGCUUUCUUUUUUGUUCUUUGCAAAGCCAUUCACGUUACAGUACGUGUGGUCAGGCUUACUGGUUGUCCUUGGUAUAUUUCUUAAUGUUUACAGUAAGAAUAUGGACAAAAUCAAACUGCCUUCACUGCUUGGUCUUCGGAAAAAAAGUGUGGAAGAAAGAAAAUCAAGGACGUUGUCACAAACUGUAUAGACAGUGGUUCAUGCCUUGUCUAGACUUUGACUUACUAUUUCAUUAUACAGUCUUCAACUGAUUCACUUUCCAAAGGGAAUGUUAUUUACACCAAAGGAGCUGAAGGCAUAUUGCAGGUCUGCUUGCAGGUUGCUAUAAGUGCACACUUUCAUGAGCCCUUUCUUCAGAGCACUUGAAUUCAUCACAAACGGUGUUGUAGGCCAUUGCCAGAUGGUUUUAUCAGCAAUGAAGGACAGCAGCUCCUGGCAAACUGCUGAGAAGCUGCACUCAAGUGAGACACAGUAGAAGACUGGUUUGGGCAUUUUAAUAAUAUUGACCAUGUGACUGAUCUGAAAUUAGUGGUUCUUUGUUAAUUGUCUAGGUGGGGUAAUUUAAAUGUAAUACUGUACUAAUCACCAACUGGUUGACCAAAUCGUGAAUUCAAAGGUGGAAGGUUUAGAAUACAGUAUGUUUUCACUCUUUUAUAUUUUAAAUAAAAAUGUUGGGGUUUGUUUAAGUUAUUUUUAAGAUCAUCACAGAACUUGAUAUUUAUUUUAAUAAUUGAAAUUUUAUUGAAAUCCUAGUGUUCCUCUUUUUGUAGUAUUGCUUGCAAGUCACAAAACUGAGAUUGAGUUUGUGCAGUCAACACUCAUGCUCAUGCUAGGAGGAAAUGGGCUUUUAAGCUUGAAUGGGGUGAGAUGGAAACAUUGGUGUAAGAAACUGUUAUUUGCUUAAUCCGUGGUCAAAUACAUCAUUUUUAGUGGCCUGUGGCCCUCUCUCUGAUAGUGGUAUAAAGAGACAUGGAAGUUCUUAAAUUUAUAUCAUCAAAUCAAAAUUCUUCAAUUUCAGUAUUGGGGUAAAUAGUAACAGCAUCAGCUAAUGUGAUUGGAAUAUGUAUUAUGUCAGUCCGUGUGGUCUUCUGAUGAAGUUAAGAGGAUUAGGAUACAGAUUACAGUUUCUUUCUUCAGUGACAGGAGGAGACAAUGUGCUACCAGUCUGUCUUUUUCAUCAUGAAUUUAGGAAGACUAAGUCCCUUUAUCUCUCUUUCUUUUAUAGUCAACUUUCUUUUGAAUCACUUGCCAUCUCUUUCAUUUUAUAUAUUUAACAACAGCACUUUAAAAAUACUAAUCACCUUACAAAUCAUUGUUCUUACAUGGUCAUGGGUUUUUUGUUAUUGUGUCCCUUAGAUGCAUCUUGGUGUGUGUUUCUUUCAACUUAGACACAAAUUAAUUAGAUAAUAGAAAUACAUAGUCAGAAAGAACAUACUGAGAAUUAAAAAAUCUCACAGGAUGACCUUCUGUCAAAAAUACUAGUUGAUGAAAGUAUUAGAGAUAUACAAAAUGUUUUUCAGACACUUAAGAAGAAUUGCUGUUCAGAGGAGCUUGUAAUCAAAGCACAGACACAAAAUGUGCCUUAAAUUUUUCUUAUUUAUUUGGUAGCUUGCAUCUGCCAUGUUAAAUAUGUUAUGGAAUAGAGCAUGGAGUAACAGCCAGCUGAGCACAAAUGGAUGAACAAGAGAAGAGCUUUGCUGACAUAACUGCACUGUUCCAGUGCUGACACUUCUCUGGGGUGUCAGCAAAGCUUCUCAACACAUACAAACCCACUGUUGCCAAAUCAGGAGAAUUUAUUGCAUGGAAGAGUUUUGGGUUUAAAUUCCCAGCUGCUGCAUGAUUGUGUCCUGGAUGAGGUAGAGAGGUGAGAAUUUGAUGAACAAAUACACCUUGAGGGAGACAGAUGGCCUGCCAUGGCUGUCCAUUUUCAUGUUGCAGCCCAGGUUUUAUGGUAAGGUAUAAUAAAGCAUUCCAAUUUCAAAUUUGGUGUAAGAGUGCAUUUGACCAAGUCAAGGGGAUUGAUACACUUCUUUCCCUGUAAUAUUUAUCAACUCUUACAUUCCUUUGCAUUCUUUUCACUAAAUGAAGUUGGUCUUUCCAGUGAGGUUAAGAUAAUUUUACAGUCCUCAUUCUGCCAGACAUAAACUCUGCCUGUUGCUAAACUUUAUUAACCUUUAGAAAAACAAAUUAUGUGAAAGCUACAAUAUAUGCAGAAAGUCAUAGUGAAUAUAAUUCAUUUGGCAUCUGUUUUAUUUAAAUAGAUGAGAAGUCACAAAGUUUCUGACUAGAAUUCAAAUGUAGUGUGUAUGUUUCUGGACAGCUAAUAUAAUCCAGUUUUGUCUCUAUUGGCUCUCUUUGAAGAGAAUAGUAAUCACAAUAAUUCACCUUUUAAUUUAUUUUCUAUUGUACACAGGGCUGAGUUUAUGAGCUAUCGUUAGGGGAAGUUUUGAUUUAUUUUUUUAUUGUUUUCUUAACUGUAGAAGUGUGUGUUUUGUUUUACCGGUGUACUUCAAAAUUAUUUUUAUAUACAAAUGGAUAUUGUAGGUUUACUGUUAAUAGCAUAGAUUUAAGAGUUAGCCCUUUAUUUUCAUAGGUAUGAGUCUAGUACUUGCCAAUCAACAAUAUGUGUGUUAAAGAAAAUGCACACACAAGUGGGAUACUUUAUAAUUUGCCACACAUCAUGGUCUGUGCAGUUGGAUGCCUUCUUUAAGAAAACCUUCAUUUCAGUGAAUUACUGUUUGUGGGUUUUUUAAAUAAGCUUCAUAGUGCAUGCAAGCUAGAAAACCUUACAAACCUGCAAGUGUUCUUACUACAAAAUUUUGGGGUUGAGUCUUCUGUACUGUGUAUGUAUGUUGGUUUUGUGUUGUCUAUGAAAUAUGAAUAAGGGCUUGUCCACAAAGUACCUGUAAAUUAUUUAUUUUUUGUGUAAGAGCACUUAUAUUGGGGUAUUGGUUAAUCCUUCCCAGUGUUGAAGCCUGGUCAUAGUAACUGUUGCAUUUUAUACCUAUUGUUUCCUGGGCUCUGCAGUAGGCAUGGUGAAACUAUAGGAAAAAGCCAAUCAAUUAUCUCACCAGAAAAUUUGUUAUCUAAAUAUAAUGUGAAUUAAUUGCUUUUUAUUCUUGUGCUACAGAACUUUUUCGUCUCUAUAAAAAAAAUCUAUGGUGUAGGAAUUAGUUAUAACAACAUUGAAAUUCUGAGUAAAAUUUAAGUCUGACCAGCAUCUCCUCUGAUGUCAGGAAUCUACUUCUGUGAUACCUGCUUCUGCCUCCUUUGGAUAGCUGAAGGGGCUCUGUUUUUCUAAAUCAACAUGCGUUUGCAGUUGCUUUCAUAUUACAUUUUUGCAUUUUUCUGGCACACUUCAGUAAUGAGGUAAUUGACUGAGCAGUGGAUUUCUUCAGUGUUUCAGUACUUCAGUAUCAGCAGAGCUGCUGAUUACACAGGUACCUGUGUGGGAAUACAAGUGUGGAAGAACUAAUGCCCUGCCCUCCAAACCUAGAGUGUUUCCUGAUCUUGCAUUAAAUUGUUUGUCUUCAUCUUGUUUUACCUCUCCUGUACUUUGAACUUACCAAACUUUUUAAGCUAAAGCUUGGGCUUUAUAUCAUUCCUACUUGACUUUCUUACUUGUAUUUCUUGCUUUUGCAUGUGAAAUCCUUUUUUAACAUGUUCUGUUUAUGCACUGUGGAUUGUUUCAGGUUUAUAUUCCUGUAUUUAAGGGCUUACAUCACACUGUUGUAGGUUAGUCACAUUCCAGAUUUUCUGUUUGAAAUCAUUUAUCAUUUACCAUCUGGGUGAUUACUUUAAAUCCUUUAUUCUCCAUGAAAAAAUCUUUCAUACUACUCAUUAUUUUUGAAAAGGUCUUGAUGAGUGCACAUAUGAGUUAACUCCUUGACCUCAUUCCAUCUUGCAAGAAAAUCUCUCUUCUCCUUUGCCUGCCUGUGAGAACUAGAGGAAGAGGAAAUAAAUAUUUCAAGUGCUCUUUUUUCCCCUUUAAUAAGUGCCUUCCUCACUAACCUGGUAUGUCUUAAUUGUUUCUUUUAUUUCUGCCUCCCAUGCUCCCAGGCACAAACAAGCCCCUCUCUCAUGUUUGACUGCUGCUUGUUCAAUCAUGGAAACUUUUUGUGUUGUUUACUGUUCUGAAAAGAGGUAUAAAAUUGCAUGUAUACUCUGGAGGGCAGGAAAUAAUAAGUAAACUUCACAAGUUAAGGAAGUAAUUAAAUGGAUUAAUACUUUUUUUCUGGAGGGAUUUUUAUAUGGUUUAGUUAAUAGUUCAGAAUUUUUUAGUGGAGGGGGUUUUCUUUUACGUUUUACCUGUUUAAAAGUCUUUAUAUUAAUUUUAAUAUUUAAUAUAAAACUCCUGAUGUUUCAGCUUUUAGAGAUUAAUUUCAGUCUUGCCUAUGAGGCAGGAAAGCCCUAUCACCAUUUCAGAGAUGUAGCAUAAAUGGUAUCUUGCCCAAAGUUGCCUUGGUAAGUCUGAUGAGCAAGGAAUAGAUGUUAAUACCCUAAGUCCAGUGUGCCCCAAGUCCAGCAGAGCCCAUCUGUACUUUAAAUGAAAUGGUACCAAUGUAAGGUCAGUUUUCUUUUACCCCCAGCACUAGAGAUGUUAAAUUGUUUCUUUUCCUUGUUCUGUACAAGUACAAUUUAAAGGGAAAAUAAGGCAGCCAUAAAAUAGCUUUUUCUGCAUUUUAUUUGAAGUUUUUUGCAUUGUCAUUUUUCGUUGAUUUGUUGUUUUCUGUGAGCACCUCUGUGGAAGCAAGCUGGACAUAGUAGUAGAUUUAGGAGAAGCAUAAUAUCCUUCACUUUAAGGUGACUGGUUCACUUUGCAACUAGUCAAAAGCUGCUGCCAUGGGAAAACUGAGGAAUUGUCAUCACAUGAGGAAUUAAGCAUAAUGAUGCAUUGUGGGGUCUGUAUCACUUUGCCAUUCUCUUGUAGAGAAGCAAAGACUAUAGCAAGAAAGAAUAUUCAUGCACAAAUAGUCAGCUUAGAAUACAAUGCUGACUUAACACUUCUCUACACCUGGAUUGUGUUGUUACACUAGUUUUUUGAGAUGUGUUAGUAAUGUAUUGCUUGUCUCUACUUUUUAGAUGUUUUCUUUGUUAGAUUUCUCAGUUUUAUGCUUCCUUUUUUUUUUUUUUUUUUUUAUUACUUAGGUUUUAAGUGUGGAGUUUUACAUUGUAAUUUUGAUUACAUCUCUAGUGCUGUGACCAGUUCUGGGCUCACCAGCUCGAGAGGGAAAUGGGGCUACAGGAGAGAGUCCAGCAAAGUGACAAGAAGGUGAUGGUCUCAGCCAUCUCAGCUGUGAGGCAAGGAUGAGAGACCUGGGAUUUUUCAUCCUGGAGAAGAGAAGGCUGGGGGGAAUUCCAUCAAUGUGUACAAACACUGAAGGGAGGACACAAAGAUGGGGGAGCCAGGAAUGACAGCCCUGAGGCAGUGGGCACACACUGAAACACAGGGAGUUCCCUCUGAAUAGAGGAAAUACUUUCUUACUGUAAAGGUGAUUAAGCACUGGCAUGGAUUGCCCACAGAAGUUGAGAAGUCUCCAUCAUUGGAUAUAUUCAAAAAUUGGGUAUGGUCUUGGGCAGCUGGCUGUGGGUGCUUUGCUUUGAGCAGGGGCAAAGGCACCUUCCAACCUCAGUCACUCUGUGAUCUUUAACCUUGCUGUCUUUGUCUAUCUUCCACUUUUUCUCAUGUUUACAAAUUUUUAAUAAAUAUGAUUAAAAUUAGUAUCUCUGAGUUGGCUACAGUAACUGCUAGAGCUGGCAGCACCAUUCUGGAAACGCCUGAUAGUGUGGUUCUGGCUGCACAGGGAGUACCUCCAGAGCAGAAUCCCGUGGGGAGAGAGACACCUUCCUUUGGUAACUGCUGCUCAGUGCAAAACAUGAGUAUGUGACAGCAAAUGCAAGACACUUGUAGAUGAAAUUGAUACUGUCAAUAUAGAAGGAGUUCAAAGUUGCUUUUUAUUUUCUACAUUUAGAGCUUGCAAAGCUCUCUGCUGCUCUAGUGCAGCACCUCAUUCACAGGUACGCUGGAAGUGCUGCUACGCUGCCUGCUGCCUUCUUGUCAGCAUUCUGCAUGAACAUGGACAGCUGUGGUAGAUGCCCUCUCAGUUGUUCAGAACCUGAGUAGGAACUCCACUUAAAUACAGCUCUGUAGUAACAGGCAUUCAUGGGAGCAGAUCUGUGCAAAAGUCCAGUGCAUAACAGGGUCUGCAAGGAACAUGCACAAAUUGUUUACUGGGGACUGUUGUGCUGGGGUACUGGUUUUAAACUAAAAUAGGGUAGAUAUAGAUUGGGUAUAAGGAAGAAACUGUUUACAAUGAGAGUGGCAAACCAGUGGCACAGUUGCCCAGAGAGGUGGUAGAUGUCCCAUCCCUGGAAAUGUUCAGGGUCCUGUUGGACAGAAGUCUGAGCCACCUGAUCUAAUUGAAGGUGUUCCUGCUCAUUGCAGAGGGUUAGACCAAGUGACCUUUAGAGGUCUCUUCUAAACCAAACUAUUCUAUGUUCUGUAUGAUUUGAGGCCCCUGGAAGGCUUUAAUGCAUAAAGAAGAGUUUGUAUAGGCUUCAGGCAACAACAAGCAGAAUUUAAGCUCUUUAGGCUUUAACAUGCCUUUAAUCUUUUGUUGAUUUAGCCUUAAGUUAGGAUUAUUCAUUUUAUGUACUAUCCAAAUUUUGGUACUGGAAAAUCUUUUUAGUGAGAAAUACACUAAAAGUUGCCCUUAAUAAGCAGUUCAAGCUGACAGCUGGUAGUACUGUAUACCUAAUUUACACUGUCCUGUGCAGUGCAGCUUAUAAACAAAUAACUGAGUGAAUGCUUGGCCUCUUCAAAUGAAGACUGUAUUCUCACUGUUAGGAAAUAUAUAAAAGAAAACAAAUUCUGUGUAACUUUGUAGAUAAGAACUGGUUUAAAGGUAGCUAAUCCUUAUUUUGAGUCACACCUGAUUUCCCUGGACUCCUUAUUCUUAAUAAAUAGCUCAUGCCUGGCUGUACAAGCUUGGCUUGCAGACUUCCUCUUUCCUGGGCUUAAAACAGCCCGAGAUUAAGCUAUCAUGCUUGCAUGCUUGCCAGGUCUGAGACCACUUAUUGCCUGAAGCUUUUGGAUCCCCAGGCACAUAGGUAAGGGCUGCUUGAAUCGACCAUCUUAGACUUGGUAAAUUUUGCAUGGAAACACAGCUUCAAUAGAAUCUAUUCUUUGAUGAGAAUUCAGGUUCUUUCCCAGGAAGUUGAAGGAUAGGCUGCCUACAAAUGAUACAUAGUUUGGCAUCUCAGUAAAAAUGUCACUAGUGAAGAGAGCUAACUUUCUUCCUACUGAGAGCUAAAUUUGUGCAGAGAACAGGUGUAGCUGUGUAUCAGAAAGGUGCAAUGUGAUAUCUUUUACCGAUUAUAUUUCUGCACUCUGCACUGGGGUAGGAUAAAGAAAGGAAUGAAAAUCAAGAUGUGUUGGAGAGCAAUAGUAUUAAUUCUUGGCCAUCCUACUUUUACAUUGCAUAACAUUGAAUGCAACGG
Molecule: messenger RNA, 8561 nt
Organism: Melospiza georgiana
Lineage: Eukaryota; Metazoa; Chordata; Aves; Passeriformes; Passerellidae
Gene: SLC35B3
Product: solute carrier family 35 member B3
Exons: 10
Coding region: 52-1251 (399 amino acids)
Biological process (GO): transmembrane transport
Cellular component (GO): endoplasmic reticulum membrane; Golgi membrane
Molecular function (GO): 3'-phosphoadenosine 5'-phosphosulfate transmembrane transporter activity
Source: RefSeq, a predicted model, not a curated record